UCCAUCUGACUGACAGUGAUUUAUUUACAAACUAUCGGCUUUGCAGUAAGAACGUAAUUUUUUCCAGUGAAAUUUAUAUUUUAAUUGAAUUUGUGCGUAUUUCUGAUCAAAUAAUGGCUAUGAAUCGUAAACAAUGGAGAAAAUACAUAAAGAAAACCCGACGCAAGAAGAUCCGGCAGAAACUGGCCCAACACCGGGACGCUGCAGAAGCCAAAGCGGAAGCGCUCAGGUUAGCGGAUCCGGACUACGUUAUGUAUCUUCGGGAAAGGGAGCAACUAGAACGAAUGGCAUCCGAAUGGGAAGAGGAACGGCGCCGUUUUGAGAACGCUCUUUGGCUGGACCGCGAAAAGGAGGCUCAAUCCUUGUUUGCCGAAAAGCGCCAAAAAUUAGAGGAAGAACAACGGGACGAGAAGGAGAAGCGAGACCGGAUAAGAAAGGAGUUCGAAGAAAUGGAAAUGAAAGCUAAAGCGGCCAAGGCAGAAAAGGAGCGUCUGUUGCAGGAAUUCCUGAAGAAGCAACAGGAACGGGAACGGAUGUUUGCUGAAUAUUUAGUGGGCAUAGAUGAUCAUUUGCCGGUGUUGCGUGAGUCCAGUCAUUCGAGGCCAGAUCGAAAUCCUUGUGUAUUUUUCGGGAAAGUUGGUGCUUGCCGGUUCGGCGUCAGGUGUUCCUCCGACCAUGCAAUUCCUGGACUUAGCGAGCUGCUUCUUUUGCCAAACUUUUUCGCCCACCCGGCGCUAGAUCACCAGCAACAUCCGGAAUAUGGUUUGGAUUCCAGCAUAGAAUUCGACGAUGAUGAGCUGUAUCGCAGUUAUACGGAAUUCUUCAUGGAUGUUAUUGAAGAGUUUGAAUCGUUCGGUCCGAUAAGUGGCUUUUUUGUUACUCGAAACUUUGAACCACACCUAAGAGGAAACGUCUACGUACAGUAUGAAAAAGUUAGAGAUGCUGCCAAAGCCUAUCAACGAAUGAAUGGGCGCUUUUACGCAUCGAAACAACUCCGCGUGGAAUUCCGAGCGCCCAUUGUCUGGACUGCAGCCGUUUGUGGUAAAUUGAUCGAGACCUGAAGAGUUUUUUGCCGCAGGUUUACAUAUUUGAAAUCAUUUGCCAUUCUUAGGGCUUUUCGAGAGAUCCCGGUGCCAGAAGGGCAAAUCAUGCAAUUACUUACAUUUGCUGGUGAAUCCAGUCGCAAAGUACCGAUACGACCAUUUCAAAGAGUUGCAAUCUGCUAGGCAAUCACAGAGACAAUCCCAACGUUCGCAGUUAAUAGAAAGGUCAUGGGACGAUGUUGACAUACCAGCCAAACAAAGGGCCAAUUGGCGUUGGUCUGAAACUCCUGAAGUCGAGCAGCCAUCUCACAAAUCCAGAUCAACAUCGACCACAUCUGGUCUUCGUAAAAAUCGAUCUCGUAGUCGAGAAUCCGCCGAUUCUUCACGUAACAGGUCUUCCAGCUCCCGCCGGUCCAGAAGCCGUAAUAGAUCGAGGCAUCGAUCGCGUGAACGUGAUCGUCGCGAAGAAAAACAAAAACGACACAGUCGCAGUCGUAGUCGAUCGCCAGAGAGGAAGAAAAGUAAAACGAAGAAAAAGAAAAGAAAUAGAUCGAGGAGCAGAUCAUCAAGGACUAGUAGAGAAAAAUCUAAGAAAAAAUCUACGAAAUAAUAAAAUUGACUUGUUUUCAAAAUAAAAGCGAUUGUUGAUAGCGAU
Molecule: messenger RNA, 1698 nt
Organism: Aedes aegypti (yellow fever mosquito)
Lineage: Eukaryota; Metazoa; Arthropoda; Insecta; Diptera; Culicidae
Product: U2 small nuclear ribonucleoprotein auxiliary factor 35 kDa subunit-related protein 2
Exons: 6
Coding region: 114-1061 (315 amino acids)
Biological process (GO): mRNA splicing, via spliceosome
Cellular component (GO): U2AF complex; spliceosomal complex
Molecular function (GO): metal ion binding; pre-mRNA 3'-splice site binding
Source: RefSeq, a predicted model, not a curated record